GCGAUCAUGGGUUCUUCUUCUAGAAAUCUUUAUGCAGGAAUUGGAGAAGGUCAAUCAACCUCUAGGCCACCGCUUUUUGAUGGCACCAACUACACAUAUUGGAAAGAGCGGAUGAGAAUUUAUAUCCGCUCAACCAACUUCCAGUUGUGGUUGGUCAUCAAAAACGGCAAAGAAACGCCAAUGAAGAAGGUCGAUGAAAAACUCGUCCCAAAGACCGAAGACGAAUUUGAUGCCGAAGACAUCAAAAAGGUGGAGAACUACGCCAAGGCAAUCAACAUGUUGUACUGUGCGGUCAAUCCUGAUGAUUAUCGCAAGAUCUCUUGCUGCACCACUGCAAAAGAAAUGUGGGACAAGCUGGAAGUCACACAUGAAGGUACUGACCAAGUUCGGGAAGCCAAAAUUGACUUCCUAACGCAAGAGUACGAGAUGUUCAGGAUGAAGGAAGGCGAAAAGAUCGAUGACAUGUUCGAUAGGUUCUCAAAGAUCAUCAACGACCUUCACGCUCUCAAGAAGACGUACGCCAACAAGGACCUUGUGAGGAAAAUCCUGCAGAGUCUCACACCCGAAUGGAGAUCAAAGGCUGGCGCAAUCUACGAAUCCAUCGGAGUCUCCGAUGUCACCAUCGAUGGGCUAAGAGGUAACCUCAAAACUUAUGAAUCUACUAUUCUAACUCCGUCUUUGGAUGAACAAAAGAAGAAGGGAAUAGCACUGAAAGCAACCAAGGAGACUAUGGAAGAAGACUCAAGUGAUGAUGACAACGAGUUCGGACUCGUCAUCAAGAAAUUCCACAAAUUUAUGAAGAAGGAAUUUGAGCGCAAAGGAAGAAAGCACGAUGGUCCCCCGAAGUGCUAUGGCUGUGGUGAGAUAGGCCACAUCAAGCCGAGGUGUCCAAAAGGCAAAAGCGGCAAGGACAAACCUGGCUUCAAAAAGCAACGCGCCUACAUCUCAUGGGGUGGCGACUCCGGGGAUGAGUCAACGGAUCAAGAAGAGGAAGAAGCCGCCAACCUCUGUCUCAUGGCACACGAAGACCACGUCAACGAAGUACAAGAGGGACGGUUCGAAGUGAAGAAUUCUGGAAAUCAGGGGUAACCAGCGAUGGGUGUGUUAUACCAUCGCUGGGAGGGAAGUCUUCAAUUUUCCAGGACCCCUCUUCCCAUCGAUGGGUGCUUCUUCCCAUCGAUGGGUAAUUGACUCUAUUUUUUUAAAAUUCUUUAACGGAUUUCCAGAAACACCUUACCCAUCGAUGGGCAUUUCAUCCCAUCGCUGGGUGAAGGACUUUUUGUCAAUUUUAUUUUUUCAGAACCUCUCUUACCAUCGAUGGGUACUUUCUCCCAUC
Molecule: messenger RNA, 1336 nt
Organism: Cuscuta campestris
Lineage: Eukaryota; Viridiplantae; Streptophyta; Magnoliopsida; Solanales; Convolvulaceae
Source: the annotation of a GenBank genome assembly